UUUUGUGCAGAAAAGAGUGCAAAGGAGAGGUGUUAGAUUCCGACUAACUGAAUUAAAAACCUGUUUAUGAUGUAAAUGUACAGGAACACAAUGACAUUUACACUGUGAAGAGGACAAUAUAAGGAAAGACAAUGAAUCUGAAAAUCAAGAUGGAGAUCAACCUGUGUAUUACAGUCUUCGUGAUGUUCUGUUCUCUGGAUGAUGUAUUUACUGAACAUCUUGACUGCAAAGCAAGAGCAAUGUACAUCCAGCAUGUGGUUCCACACAGCCAAGUAUCCAUCGCCUGCCCCAACUUGACCGGGUAUGAUCUCAGGUUCCAUCUACUGGGUUCCGUGCACGAGAACAGCGUUACAAUUCACACCACUGAGCUCAAUGAGACUAAGGAGCAGAACCGAAACCACACCGGAACCAAUCGUCAAGAAACCUUUGUCCAGUUCGGGCAGGUUGAACCGGCCCUGAACCAGAACCUGUCCAACCGCUACGUGUUCACGGUCAAUGGAACAGGCCUGUACAGCUGCAAGGCAGAGAAACUGUGGCCUCCACCAUAUAAAGAGGACAGUGUUGAGACUCUGCUGAUUGAAGAUGAGCAGUGUUCGGGGCACCAAGACCCACUGGCCAAACAGAAUUGUGCAGAUGACCCCAGACGCCUCCUCCUGUGGCUACUGGUGGCAUGUGGGCUCCUGACUGUAUACAGCAUCAUAGCCACCACCAUCAUCUGGGUGGGUCCUGAACUAUGAGAGGAAACUGAAGAAGGAAACGUCUGUCCAGAGCGUUUAUAUGAAUGUGACACCUGCCGAGAGGAGAGGACAGAAUAGAAUUCAGCAACCGGCCAUUGGGAGAUUCUGACCAACAUCAAUCAGUCAAUCUAUGAAGUCCCACCAAUCAACCAAUAUUUGUUUUUAUUAUUAAACAAUCAAAUAAAACUGAGAUUGAUUUA
Molecule: messenger RNA, 937 nt
Organism: Esox lucius (northern pike)
Lineage: Eukaryota; Metazoa; Chordata; Actinopteri; Esociformes; Esocidae
Product: T-cell-specific surface glycoprotein CD28
Exons: 5
Coding region: 132-737 (201 amino acids)
Biological process (GO): regulation of T cell proliferation; T cell receptor signaling pathway
Cellular component (GO): external side of plasma membrane
Source: RefSeq, a predicted model, not a curated record